AUGACUGAUCAAACUAAAAUUAAACUGGAAAAAGAUCAUCAAAAUAUUAUCUCCGAGAAGGUUGACUCCGAUGUUAAAGUUUCCACUGACACCCCCACAAAAAUAAACAAUAACAAUAACAACAAUGACGACAAACUGAAUCCAUCAGAAUCAACAACAACUGGCAAAUCUUCUUCGACCACUACUAAUAAAAAAGAUAAACCAAAGGCAUUUACUAUCAAAUAUAAACGUCCUAGAGGUUCUCGUGCUUGUACAGUUUGUCGAUCACGGAAAGUUCGAUGUGAUGCAGAAAUUCAUAUACCUUGUACAAAUUGUAUUACAUUUGGUUGUGAUUGUAUACUUCCAGAAGUUAAAAAAAGAGGUAAUCAAUCAGGUGAAUCAAAAGCUAAAAAGCAAAAGACUGCUGCCAAUUCAAAAACACCAACUACUACUACCACUACCACCACCACCGCCAAUGGCAACACCUCCAAUGGCAACAGUACUGGUAAAACAGCAACAGCGGCAACUGCAACCAAAUCAAAUACAAAAGAAAAAAAUUACACAAAUAAAAAAUCUUCCACCUCCACUAAUACACGAGACAAUGGGACACUACCCGUACUGGAGAAUUCAUCGAAUAUCUCCUCGACAACGACUACGACUACAACUACCGGUACGGCAACCAACAACAACAACAACAACAACAACAACACUAGUGCUCCCAUCACUACUGCCGCUUCUGCAUUAUCAUCUUUAUCUAAAUCAGCCAUAAACACUUCCAACACUUCCACCACUUCAACAUCAGCAAAUGAACCUAUUUUAAACAUUUCUCAAAUAAGUGUACCACCAUCAUUAACUUCGACUUAUAAAAAUCGUCCUCUGAUGCAUAAAAAGGAAUUACUUGAUUCUAAAGCUAAAACCUCAUUAACAUUUUUAGGUCUGUCUUCAAUUGGGGUUGUACCUCAACGUGCUGGAGAAAAUCAUGUUGAAUUAACUACCGAUAUUUUUGAUACUAUGGAUGUUACAUUAGAUUCAGUAGAAUUGGAAAUUUUGAAAAUUAGAGGAGCAUUUUUAUUACCAAACAAGGAAUUAUCACUUGAUUUAAUCAAUGCAUAUUUUGAACAUGUUCAUCCAUUAAUGCCAGUAAUUAAUCGCUCAUUAUUUAUGAAAAAAUUCCAUGAUCCUAAUGAUAAUCCUAGUCUUAUGGUUUUACACGCAGUAUUAUUAUUAGGAUGUCGAGUUUCAAAAAAUCCUUUGUUGUUAGAUUCUCGUGGUACUAAUGAUUUGGCUAGUAUAACUUUUUUCCGUCGUGCAAAGACAUUAUAUGAAACUAAUUAUGAAAGUGAUCCUAUAUCAAUCAUUCAAACAUUAAUUUUAAUUGGUAGUUAUUGGGAUGGACCUGAAGAUGUUACAAAAAAUUCCUUUUAUUGGACAAGAGUAGCUGUGGGAUUAGCUCAAGGAUUUGGAUUUCAACGUGAUGUCAGUAAAUCACAAAAUUUAACUGUUUCCGAGAAGAAAAUUUGGCGAAGAAUUUGGUGGUGUUUAUUUGAAAAAGAUCGUAAUGUUUCCAUUGCCUUUGGAAGACCCGUUGUUAUUGAUUUAAAUGAUUGUGAUGUACCAAUGUUAACCAUUGACGAUUUUGAUGAAACUGAUCCAGAAUUAGGUAUCAAUGAUCCUUAUACUGUAGAUGAAACUCAAGCAUUAUAUUUUAUUCAUUUAGUCAAACUUGCUGAAAUCACGGGUAUUAUUAUCAAACAUCAAUAUAGUGUUAAAUCCGAAUCAAUGAAAAGAAGAAAUGCCUUUUCUAUUAUUGAACAUUGUGAUAUGUUAAUGGGGAUUUGGUUUACUAAUUUACCACCACAAUUAUCCUUUUCAUUAGCUGAUAAUCUGACACAAAAUUUUUAUGCAUGUUUAUUGAAUGCUCAAUAUUAUAAUCGAUUAUAUUUAAUUCAUCGAUCAAAUUUGGUUCGUAUGGCAAGAUCAUCGUCGACUAAUCCUAACAAUUAUAAAUAUCCUAGUUGGGGGAUUUCUUUCCAAUCGGCGAGAAUGAUUUCUAUUAUAUCAAAAAUUUUAUUGGAUCGUGAUUUAUUACAAUAUGUCCCAGUUAUGUUUAUUUAUAUUGCCUUUAGUGCAUUGAUAAUGUUGAUUUAUCAUGUUGAUUCAACAAAUGCGGUUAUUGCAUCAACGGCAACUGACUCGUUAUAUGUAUCACGUGCAGUAUUGAAAGAAUUACAAAAAUCUUGGCCCAUUGCUGGAGUAUUAUUGAAAUUAUUUGAUAAAUAUGCUAAUGAUAAAUUGAAACGAUCUAAACUUAUUGAAAGUAGUUCUAAAGUUGCUGAUUAUAAAGAAAUUAUGGCCCAGGAAAAAAUGAGAAAUUCUUCAACCAGUCCAUUAGCAUCAGAUAGUUAUGGAAGAGUGAAAUCUACACCAGAAGUGACUACUUAUCAAGAACCUCCACAACAACCACAACAACGACCAUCACGAGCACUGCAACAACAGCAACAACAAGUUCCAUCACAAUUGCCGUUACCACAAACAAAACAAUCACAAUCACAAUCACAACCACAACCACAACCACCACAACAAGGAUAUGGACCAGAUAAUUAUAGAAAGAAUAUUUUUUCACCCGGUUCAAAUUCAACAACAUCAGGUAUAUCACCUGGAGGUAAUGUUUAUCAAGAUUAUCAAACCUCACCAGCUAAUAUAUCUCAUACAUUAAGACAACUUCAAGAACAACAACAACAACAACAACAACAACAACAACAACAACAACAACAACAACAACUGCAGCAACAACUGCAUUAUCAACAACAAGAUUUUGGAUAUAAUGGUUCACAACAAUCAUAUAAUAAUAAUAAUAAUAACAAUAGCAACAUCAAUACUCAACAACAGCAUAAUAAUUCCUCCAAACCACCACAAAUUGAAGAAUUGGUGAAACAAUAUAAAUUACCAAUGAAACGUGCAGCACAAGGUGAAACCAGUGAUGCUAGUGAUAAACCAACUACUGAUACAUCACCAACAUCAUCAAUUAAAUCAUUUCCUGAAAUAUCGAUGGUUACCGAUAAUUUAACUAAUAAACAAGAUUUUAUUGAUAAUUUUGAACCAACACAAUUAUUUCCUAAUUUUAGUAUACCUCCAACAAGAGCCCAAUCGCCAACUCCAAAUUAUGAAGAUCAUAAUGAUAAUGGGAUUGGUAGUAAUAUUUAUGGAUCAAUGAAUCAAGAAAUGACCAUGAGAGAUAGUGUGGCACCAUCACAACAGGAACAACACCAACAAUUCCAUAAUGAUGUUAUUGGUAAUGGUCAACAUCAACAUAUUAAUGGUGAUAAUAAUAAUCGUGAUCCACAUACACCAGGUUUCCAAACUAAUUUUAUCGAUAGUGCAUUUAAUUAUUUGAAUUUACAAUCAGGUAUUGAUAUGAAUGAAGAUAUUCAUUCAUUAUUUCAUAUGAUGAAUUGA
Messenger RNA from Candida albicans SC5314, 3435 nucleotides. RefSeq names its product Ctf1p (gene CTF1). The record is from RefSeq and is a predicted model, not a curated record. Lineage: Eukaryota; Fungi; Ascomycota; Pichiomycetes; Serinales; Debaryomycetaceae. Gene Ontology annotation, molecular function: zinc ion binding; DNA-binding transcription factor activity, RNA polymerase II-specific; DNA binding. Bases 1 to 3435 code for a protein of 1144 amino acids. Gene Ontology annotation, biological process: DNA-templated transcription; regulation of DNA-templated transcription. The transcript has a single exon.